AUGGCUACGGAACAGUUGUUGGAUUUCGACCUAAAUUCAUCAACUACAAGAGAACUUCAGUUUGAUAUGAUUUAUAAUAUGAUGACCGAAAAUACAUUUGCUGAAAAAGAUUUAAUAACUCUUUUUCAAAAAAUUAUUGAAUUCGAUUUUAACCUUUUAGGCGAAUCUGAAUAUAAUAGUUUAGUCAGGUCUAUAGGUACUAUCUAUUCAGGUCAUCUUCCGUUAGUAAAGCCAUUAAUAGCUAACUUUUAUCGAGAUUGGAAGAAUUUUACACAAAUAAUGCUUACAAUCGAAUAUAUAAACGAAAUUGAUAAUAAAGAUGACAUUGAAACAUACAAUUACGUCAAUAAACACAUUUUAAGCCAAAUUGUCGAAAUAUGUAAGUCAACAAGUGAAAAUAAACCAUUUCAAAUCAGCAAUAUCGCAUUAUCUACCUCAAAUAUGAUACUUUUGAUUGCUAGAGUUCUUCCAAUUAUAGAGCCAAAUCAAAAUAUCGUCAAAGACUUACUUUCAAUUUACAAUAACUAUCCCGUCAGUCUUCAAACAUCAAUUAUACCAUACGUUGCUUCAGUUAAUAGUGUCAAAUUGUUACCAAAAGAAAUGAUUUCAAAUUUCAUCAGAGAUAGAAAAACUCAUGGCCAAAUCUUUCAAGCUGUACUUUCAGAUCUUCCAGAUGAAAUAUUUGAACGCGAAUCCGAGCUAAUUGCUCAUGCAGCAAGAGCAGAAAAAGAAUUAUUACCAAUUUUGGCCGAUCACGCACCUGCAUUCAAAAAGUACAAAGAUAUAUUAGCAGAUAUCAUCAGAUACGUUGAUAAAGAGUUCUAUUUCCAAACUUGGUACAAUUUGGCCGCUUGUGAACAAAAAUUUCCAACAUCUAUACUAAAAAAGCGAAAUAUUCCUGAACAAUUCGCUCUUAUACUUGCGGAAAGGCCACAGGACUUCAUGAAUAUGGACAGAGCCAUUACUUUCUUAAGAUUUGCAUCUGAAGAUUAUUUUUACAAUUUUUAUCACAGUUUUGAGUUCACACCUGAAAAUGCUGACUUCUUUAACCAACCAGCGUUGCUCCAUCGUCUUUCUGAGAGCUAUGACAAAAAAUAUAAAUUAAAACCUGUUGAAAACAAGGAAAAUUGUCUUAUUAACAUCGAUUUAUUGGUCACCAUGAUCAUUAAGAACAAUUCUACUAACAUAGAGUUCUUCAAUCACUUUGUUUCCUCAAAAUGUACAAUGCUUAUUGAUUUUAUCAAGUAUUAUUCAGAUUACGAACAUGAAAUUGAAGGAACAUUAGAGAGUGUAGCAUAUGCAAUCACUUCUAAACAGCUAAACUACUUGUUUACGUCAGAUUUGUAUAAUGAGUAUUAUUAUUUGAUGCUAGAAAUGCUUCUGUACCGUAAAACGUCAAGUACUCCGUUCGAUGAUAAGUUUAUCCAACUCAGAAUCCCCGAAAUCAUGACACCUGAUAUGAGUCUGUUCACUGAUAUGCAGAGUUUCUUCAAUGAAGCCCUUAAUAAUAACUACUACAUCAAGAACAUCAGGGAAUACUCACCGACCAUAAGAGAAUUCUAUUAUUGUGGUCAAUUUAUCAAUAUCUCAUUUGAAGGACACUUAGAAUGGAGAUACUCUAAUCUGGCACCCACAAACUUCAUGAUUGUCGCUGCAAUGAGCUGUAUUUAUUGCGACCAAACAGAGAAAUUAAAAGAAAAUCCUCUAACUUUCGCUUCUAUACAGCCAAUGUCUUACGUAUUGAUCAUUCCUUUGCCAUUCUAUAAGUUGGCGCUCAAGGUGGUCUAUGAAACCUUCAACCAAAGGUGCAUAAGAAUAUUAGAUAAGCAAAUUACCAUUUUCUUCAUACUUAUUUUCAUUACUUCGAUGAUAAUUGAUAACUUCAAUUUAAUACCACCUGAAGUUAUCGUUUUUAUCAUCAAAGAACUCGAAGUUUUCACAAUUCAAGGUUCAAAUCCACUUUUAACCGAAUAUAAGAACUUAAUCAAUCAGAUGUUGCAGAAGAAUGGUAAGAAGAUACUCAAACAAAUCGCUUCCAACGUAAAACUCCUUGAACCAUACAGUGUUUAUGAAUCAUUAGAUAUUAAUGUCUUUCCAACACAACAUGUGCUCUGGUUACUUGUCGAAAUGCAAAAUAGACCUCAUGAAUACGAACAUUUCAGGUCUAGAAUAAUCUCAAGAGCUUACCAAAAAAAUUCAACAGAUAUUAACUUAAUUUACACUGCAGAUGCUCAAAAAGACUACAGGGCUGUAUACAAUAUGGUAAACCAGAUCGGAUAUUACAACAGGCGUAUGCAUUUCAACGAAUUCCUUAAAAACAAAAGAUUAUCUUACGUAAGUUUGCUUCUUGUGGCCAACAACAAGAUCGCCCCAUCAGGAGACUUGCUGCUAACGGUUGCAGGCGUAAAGCGAUUAUCCCGUGCUAUUGCUUCUGUAAUGACUAUGUCGAAUGAGUAUAACAUGAACCUUGCUCAGCUUGUCCAAAAUGUUAUUUCCCGUGCAAGCUCAGGAAAUAAGUAUACGAACUAUGCUUUUUACAAGAGAUUCCUUGAAAUACCUUUCUUAUCUUGUCCUUACAGCGUAGUUGAGCCACUUUACGGAUCAUCACCAUGCCAAGGAAUAUAUAUCAAGACGAUCCAGUCAUGUUUCAUUCGCGUAACUGAUCAAGUUUUGAUGAAGAAAGAUUGGAGGAACUUCCCCAAGGCUACAGACCUCUCAAUUUUCUUUGUCGAGUACCUCUUCAAGACCAUUGUCUCUAUCCCAGGCCAAAUCGCAAUGGGAGCCUUAGUUUCCCUCGUUGGCCAGAAUACUUGGUCAUUUCCAUUAUUUAAGACGCCCCCCUUUGAAAUUUUAAAGAUGAUUUUGAAGCGAGCAGAAGAAUUAAACAAUGUAGAGGAAGACAAGAACCUUGGCUACGACGCUUUCCAAACUUUAUCCGUAAUUAAUGUAAUAUUAUUUACACCAGAGAUGCGCCAAGUUUUCUUCCUCGAAAUUGUUCCCCACAUUGCUGAAUAUUCCAUUGCACAACGAAUUUUCAUUUGUUUCAUCAUCGCACACCAUUUAAUUGACUCAAGAACACAAAUUUUCACUUACACGGCCAUAACUCCAUAUGUAAAUGAGAUUGCGAAGUGUUCUGUGAUUCCCAAGAAAGACAUGUCAGUCAUUGAACAAAAGUUGUUAGUUGUAGGCACCCUUUUGAUGGCAACAAUCUCUCAAAUCCAUCAAAAUUUGGAUCCUUUCGCUAAAUCCCUUUCAGCGGAAUUUCUGAAACAUGAAAAUUUCUUUGUCAAUUUUUCACAUACUGAUGGAACAUGUACUUCUUUCGUUGGCAAUUUCACACACGAUGUUUUACACUUCGUGUUUAGAAUUGGACAAAUUCCUAUGUCACAAUUCUCCGUAAUGCCAAGAUCGAAAUCAAUUCCAACAUCAGAAAAUAAAGGUGAAAUUUUGCCAAUUGCAAAAAGUGACAAAACAUUGGAAGGUCCAUUAAAGCAUUUACCAUUAACUGUACAAAUCCGUAUUCUCAACAAAAAGUUGCCUCCUAAACCACAAAAGAUAAAUACAAGGCAAUUCAUUGAGUUGUAUAAAUAUGGAUUGUUUACAGUUAGAUAUUUCUGUUCUUCUCGUUGUAAUUUGAUUUUGCCACAAUAUAUACAGCCAAUCAUCGAAGCAACGGAAGCAAUAAAGAAAUAUGAAGAUGUUCCGGAUCCUGAACCCAUCAAAUUCGAUUUCUCUUACUUGGUUUCUGUAAUUCCCGAUUUGCUCUCAAUGUGGAAACAAAAUUCAAUGAUUGACGACUUUACAAUGACGAUAGUCGUGUCACUUUUGGAGAUACAUGGUGAAAAAAUCAUUGAAGAAAUAAUCAAGUCAAGAGAUACUGCUUUGAUUGCUUUCUGUUCAAUUGUCAAAUCCGUUGGCAAAAUUCCGUUAAAUUUAAUUGAAAAAUUUGACAAAUUAAUAACUCCUGUUUUAACGAUGAGAUGUUUUGUUGAAGGCAACACCAAGUUAGGCUAUAGUGUUAUUUCCAUGGCAUUAACUGUUAAGAUUCCUCCAAAACCAUAUGUUAUUGAGUUAACUAAGAAAUAUUUGCAAAGUGAUGACAAAAGAGUUUGGUACAGAGGAUUGAAGUUAAUUCCAUUGUAUCCUAAAGAAAUGCAGCAUGAUUUGAUCAAUGUUUGUUUCACUAAUGUCACUGACUUAGUGUCAUCAACAUUGUUCUUAAUGGUUCUCCCUGAAGAAGGUCCGAAAAGACCUGCAAUGUUCAUCUCUAUUUUGUCCGAUUUACUUGAAAAGAAGAAAGAAGAUGAAGCGAUUUCCAUCAUCACGGAUUCACUCACAUCUCCUUAUACAGGCAAAGAACAACUGUCUGAGUUAAUGGAGAAAGACGAGAAGACAUGGACAUUGAUAUAUAAUAACAUAGAAUGGAUUUGGAACAAACACAACGAAAAGAAUUCGUUCAAAUUCAUUACGAGGUUCAUGCACAUUUUACCAUUCCAAAUCAGAGUUGGAGAGAUGAGGAAAGCGAUUAAAGCAAUGAUCUACAAAGAAUCAAUUGCAUUGUUGAUCAUUCAGAGUAAUGCUUUGUUCGAGAAUUCCUUGAAAGUCAUUUUAAGUUAUUUGAAUGAUGAACAAAGUAUUCAUUCCCAAAUUUACAUCAAAUUCCCUGAAAUGAUGUCACCUGAAAGUGGCGGUGUUUUGCGUGGUUGGUUCACUUCUUUCGCUGAAGAAAUGGUUAAGCCAGAACGUGGUUUAUUCAUUCCUUCAAUCAACAACUGUUCAUAUACAAUCAAUCCUUCGUGUACUGAUUAUUCUAAAUUCGAAGGAAUUGGUCGUUUCAUAGGAAUCGUUGUUCUUCACGGCGAAAUUCUCGGUUACCAAUUAGCACAUCACUUGAUCAAAGCAAUGAUUGGACGCAAUGUUAAUGCAUCUGAUCUUGCGGACUAUUCUCCUGUUGUUUACGAUACAAUCACAUGGAUACAAGACACGAAAAACGAUCCAGCAGAUUUGUGUCUUGAUUUCACAGUUGAUUCAGGAAAUGAUAGCCCAGGAAUCGAACUUUGUGAAGGUGGACGUGAUAAGAUGUUGACAAGAGAAAAUGCUGAUGAAUAUGUCGAACUUCUUACACAAUACUAUCUUUACAAAGAGACAGACAAACAGAUUGAUGCCCUCAAGAAAGGUUUCCAGUUUGUUUUGAAACCAUCACUUUUCACACUUUUCACUUCAUCUGAAAUUGGUUCAAUCAUUUGUGGUGAACAAAAGACAGAUGUGGAAGAACUGAUCAAGAAUUUCGAGAUCCUUCCUCCUUUAUCUCAAGAACACCCAAUUGUUCAGAUGUUCUUCAAGAUAAUAAGGCGAUGGAACAACGAAUUGAUCUCUAGAUUAUUACUUUUCAUGACAAGCGCUCAUACUAUUCCAAUUGGAGGAUAUGAGUUUAUGAAGGCACAGGGAAGACAACCUAAGCUAAAACUAGCACCAAUGACAGGUGAUAAACUUCCUCUUCCGAGCGCAUUGACAUGCUUCUCACACCUUGCGCUUCCUCCAUAUCAAACAGAGGAAGAAAUGGAGAAGGGUUUGAUAAUGGCAAUUACAGAGUCUGAAGGUUUCAAAUGA
Molecule: messenger RNA, 5610 nt
Organism: Trichomonas vaginalis G3
Lineage: Eukaryota; Parabasalia; Trichomonadida; Trichomonadidae
Product: ubiquitin protein ligase protein
Exons: 1
Coding region: 1-5610 (1869 amino acids)
Biological process (GO): positive regulation of protein catabolic process; proteasome-mediated ubiquitin-dependent protein catabolic process; protein polyubiquitination
Molecular function (GO): ubiquitin-protein transferase activity
Source: RefSeq, a predicted model, not a curated record